UUGAAGUUUGAAUUAAUCUCUGAAGAUUAAUUUGUCUGAUGAAUGAAGCAAAUUAAGUUUCUAAUUUGUGGAAAUAAAUUUUUAUAAUAAUUUUAAUAUAAAGUAAAAUUAAAUAAAUAAAUCCCGUUUUUCGGCAUUUUUUAAAUUAAAAAAUUCAUGCGUAUGGCGUCAACGAAGCACAAAAAAAAAGUCGAGAGCAAACUCCGUAUAUUGAACAUUAGCAUAUAAGAACGCGUCUCGUUCUGCUCUUGGAACACUUAAGUGCAAUAUGUAUUUGCAUUUAUGUACGUGCGUAACAAUUUGAUGCAUAUUUGCCAUUUUUAAGGUAUAUUCGGAAGUUUAAAGUCAAUAUAAUAGUUUGAUCUCGAUUACGUGUAAUAGGAAAUUGAGAAAUCAUCGAUUUUAGAUUGACUUCAUCAUUAGCAUACAACCGCUUUUUGUUACAAAACAGGAGAUUCAGAUAAGAGGGAGAUUCGCAAUUUUGAUUUAGUUCAAUGACACUUAUUAGAUAAUACGUUCAAUAAACUUUAUAAUGAUUUUAAAAUAUAGAUAAAUGUCUUCUUAAGAAAUAUUUUAUUUUUUACUAUUUUAUUACUUUAUUAUUUCCAAUUUUUUCAUAAUAUUCUUUUAUGUUAUGAAUUAUCAAAAAAAUCUGGAGACGCGGAAAAUGAUGACAUACAAGUACAGACUCAAUAUGUCGUCAUUCUUAUAUUGUCUCAAUUGUCUUAAAAGUUGUGAAAAUAUCAGUCCUUUAAAUCUCUUAACGCUACAACGUAAUAUCCUUUAUAACAAUUAUAAAUUUUUUUCCAAGACAUUUUCAAUUUUUACAUUAAAAAUUAAUUUCAAUGUAUAAUUUUUAAUUUUCAGUUGAUUUUCAUUUGGCUUUAGUUAUCAGUCAAAUAUUUAGACUUUUUCGAAUUAUUAUUUAAAAUUGAAAUUAUUUGGAAAUAAUUUCAAUGAUUUGAUUUUAAAAAAAAAUUUAAGAUAAUUUUAAUUAUUUGUAUAAUUAAAAUUAAUAAUAAUAAUUAUAAACUAAAAAUAAUUUAAGUCUUGUAAGAUUUGUUUACUAGGUCACUUUUGUCGCUUGAGGCAUUUUUUUUUACUAUAUAUACGCUCACGAGAGUAGACUGCUCCAAGAUCUUGACAAGUGUAUGUGAUUUCUGAAUGUUGUCUAUUUAAAAUUGAAUAUUGCCCACUAUCAAAAUUAUUCUUUCCUAGUUUCACCAUUCUGUCGUUGAAGGAAGAAAGACACGUUCAUGCUCUGUUUCAGCGGGCUCGAAUUCACCGAGUUUCUACAGGAUAUGCCUGCGGAGAUAUUUUAAUGACGCAGGGACGUCAGGUUCAUAGCACGAUAAGCUCUCUUAUGGAUAUAACAAAAUAUCAACGCUUUAUUUAUUUAUUUUUUCCAGAGUGAGAGAGAGAGAGAAAUGAAUUUUUCACUCUCUUUGAAAUUAUUUUGCCUUUUUCUAUUAAAUCACAAUGAUCUGACAAUAAUAAAGAAUUAUUAAAAAGGAUAUUACGUUCCAGCUUUAAAAUCUUUCUACCGAAAAGAUUCCAUUUCAAAUUUUGGUUCCUCUAAUUUGGACCAGUUUUAAAAAUAAAAUUUUCCGCUAAUUUAAUAUCAAGUAAUUAGAGGAAACGAGAUAAAAAUGUUUUUCAGAAAACAAAAAAAAAAAAAAUAAUCACCAAAACAAAAUUACUUAAUUUACAAACUUAAUGAAAUAUAAUAGACAAAAUUAAAAUAAUAGAAAAAAUAAAAUACAAAAAUGAAGACAAAUCAAACAAGUUCAUAGUGUGGAAAAUAAUAAUUUUUUUCAAAAAAAAAAAAAAAAUGUGUAAAACUUUUUCUUACUUGCGUGAAGCACGUGCACAACAGAAAGUAAAUUAUGCAAUAUAUGAAAAUAAUAACUUCCUUUUUUUUCAACUUUCAAAAGGAAAUGCCUCUCCGAUUGCCAGUGAUAUUGUUCCUGACGAUGACACCGAUAAAUUCGGUGCCACUAACCGGCGGAAUUUAUGACGGAUGUGGAAUCAGAUUGGAGCGGGCUUUAGAUGCUCUUCAUCGAGAAUCGAUCAGAAGAAAUAGACUCGAUGACGAUGACAGUAGUGUUGCAUAUCACCAACAACUUCAAACGGCACCUCUUGAAAUGACAGUAUCUCGAGUUGCUGUAAAGCUGCCGCUAGAUGCAAAUACUCGUGGUGGACCUUGGGCUCAAGUUGAAAAAUGUUCCUAUGAGCCAAAUGAUAAUUCAAUUCAAACGCGAGUUCUAUUUAAUGAUUUAUCAGUUUCUGGUUUGGUAUCAUUGGUUCCACGUGAUUAUCGAGCUCAUUUUCCUUCAGAAUCCUGUCGAAUGACCUUGAGACUUCGACGAGCCGGUAUUGAAUUUUAUACAAGUCCCAUUGCUCGAGGACGAGGAACUAUGCGAAUUCGGACGGAAUCUAGUUUCAUGGAACCCAGAUUUGCCUCCAUCUAUGCGUACGGUUGUCGUCCAAAUGCCAGAAUUGAGAAACAAAUUAAGAGACAGGAUAAAUGGCCACCACAUCAUAGACCUGAUGAUGAGCUAAAGGUAAUUCCAAUAUCUCCUCAAAUGAAUUACGAGGCAGCCGAACCACGUGAAUUAGUUGGUGUCGCUAACGAAGAAGAUGUUGCUAUUGUUAACGAAAGUCGACAAUCUCGAGAAUUAUAUGCGCCAGAUGCCCGUUUAGGAAUAUGGCGUAAAAGUAACUGGAUCACGAGGUCGGAUAAUCGUAAAAGAAGAUCACUGGAAAAUUUUGCUCAUAAUUUAAAAUUACCUAACAGUAAAAUAAAUAAUACUGGCAUUCGCAAUGAUACUAAAACUCAGAGGCGAAUAAGACCAUUUCAAAUUGUUGGAAAAAACCGCAAAUACGAGAAAUUUCGUAAUCAGUCAAAAAAUUUAUCACACAUAAAUGAAACUAAAAUCACAACUGAAAGAAUAAAUCCAAAAGAUUUUGCAGCAGCUUUAGCAAAAUGGGUGGCAAGAAAUAGUUCAAUAACUAUUGGUAAUGUCACACUAGUUCCAAAAUGGAAAUUAAAUGAAGAGAAAAUAAUUACAAAUUAUUCUAAUAAUGAGGAUAUUAAUAUUAUGAAAAAUGAAGCACCACGUGAAACAAGGGAAAUUCUUAUCGAUGAAAAAUUGCCUGAUGAUUUUGAGGGGAUUAAUAGAGAUUGGCAAUCGAGAGAAAAUGUUGCUAGAGAAAUGGAAGAUGUAUUUUUAAAAGGAGCGAGUCAAGCAUUAACGCAAUAUAUUGAAAGACAACUACAUCCAGCUAUAAAAGAAACACUAAUGCUUUCUAUGGGUUAUACGAUAAGUUAUGGAUAGCAAGUUUCAUUAUAAAUCAUUUUCUUGGCUGUAAGCGAAACCAAGGCCAGUGACUAAUAAUAAGUAUUUGUCUUAAGGGCCAAGUUCGUUUUAUUUCGAGUCGAAAUGUUGUGACCUAAUUUUUAAAUGAUACGUAUUUUAUACGUUUAUUUUACGUUAUACAUUUCAGAAAUAAUUUUAUGGUUUCCAAUUUUUUUCAAAAAAAGUUUCUUAACUUGAAAAUUUUUAAAUAUAAAAACAAUUUUUUUCAUUAUAUUUUCAAAUAUUUAUCAUCAUGCAAAUUAUUUUCUGUAAAAAAACACAAAGAAUGACAUUUCUAUUCAAAAUAAAAUAAACUGAUCCUUAAGAAUUAUUGUAAAUGAAAUGUCAAUUUUAAAGUCUACUUACAAGGAGAUUUCUAUUUAAUUUUGAAAAAUCUUUUAUCGUCGAUAGACAACUAAUAAUAUAUAAUUGUAUUCUUCUCUAUUUAUUAAAAGUGUAUUCAUGUACAUAGCUAGAAACUGAAAGAUCUUUAUUUAAAGUGAAAAUCUAAAUUUGAUUAAAUUACAAAUGUAAAUGUGAAUAAUAAAAUUAAAUUUUCACAUGCUCAACAAACAAUUUGAUUAUAAAUAACUGUUUUUUGUUUUAUAUUUGCAAUUACUUCUGAUUUCAUUAAAUAUUUGAAUUUAAUCACUGCUUUAUUUAACAUUUCAAUAUUUUAUCACUAUUUUGUUUAAUACAUUUAGUUUUCAUUAUUAUUUUGGUUAAUCUUUAAUUUUAAUCACGUUUUAAAUAAAUAAUUAU
This is a messenger RNA of Leptopilina boulardi, 4121 nucleotides long. RefSeq lists its product as uncharacterized. The transcript is spliced from 3 exons. Bases 1887 to 3338 code for a protein of 483 amino acids. The record is from RefSeq and is a predicted model, not a curated record. Lineage: Eukaryota; Metazoa; Arthropoda; Insecta; Hymenoptera; Figitidae.